Molecule: messenger RNA, 4512 nt
Organism: Emys orbicularis (European pond turtle)
Lineage: Eukaryota; Metazoa; Chordata; Testudines; Emydidae
Gene: MAGI2
Product: membrane associated guanylate kinase, WW and PDZ domain containing 2
Exons: 22
Coding region: 1-4512 (1503 amino acids)
Biological process (GO): receptor clustering; signal transduction
Cellular component (GO): cytoplasm; cell-cell junction; dendrite
Molecular function (GO): signaling receptor complex adaptor activity; SMAD binding; beta-1 adrenergic receptor binding
Source: RefSeq, a predicted model, not a curated record
AUGUCCAAGGGCUUGAAGAAGAAAAGCCACUGGACGAGCAGGGUCCACGAGAUUGUCCUAGGCAGGAACCAGGAGGGGCAGCUGGGCUUUGAGCUGAAAGGGGGCGCCGAGAACGGGCAGUUCCCGUACCUGGGGGAGGUGAAGCCCGGCAAGGUGGCCUAUGAGAGCGGCAGCAAGUUGGUGCCGGAGGAGCUGCUGCUGGAGGUGAACGAGACCCCCGUGGCCGGGCUCACCAUCAGGGAUGUGCUGGCCGUGAUCAAGCACUGCAAGGACCCCAUCCGGCUCAAGUGUGUCAAGCAAGGAGGCAUCGUUGAUAAGGACCUUCGUCACUACCUCAAUUUACGGUUCCAGAAAGGUUCGGUGGACCACGAGCUCCAACAGAUCAUACGAGACAAUCUCUACCUCCGCACAGUGCCAUGCACCACAAGGCCACAUAAGGAGGGGGAGGUCCCGGGUGUGGACUAUAUUUUCAUCACUGUUGAAGAUUUUAUGGAACUGGAGAAAAGUGGUGCUCUCUUAGAAAGUGGAACAUAUGAAGACAACUACUACGGCACUCCAAAGCCUCCAGCAGAACCAGCUCCAUUAUUGUUAAAUGUGACAGAUCAGAUCCUUCCAGGUGCCACACCUAGUGCUGAAGGCAAACGUAAGAGGAAUAAAUCAGUGAGCAAUAUGGAGAAGACAGGUAUUGAACCACCAGAAGAGGAAGAGGAAGAAAGACCUGUGGUCAAUGGAAAUGGCAUGGUAGUAACACCAGAAUCGAGUGAACAUGAAGAGAAGAGUACAGGUGCCUCAGGUGAGAUUUCUUCCCAGCCUUAUCCUGCGCCAGUAUACAGUCAGCCUGAAGAAGCAAAGGAGAAUAUGGAUGUAACAAAGCAAACAAAACCUGAAGAGAAUGAUGAGUUGGGCCCAUUGCCUGAUAAUUGGGAAAUGGCUUACACAGAAAAAGGGGAAGUCUACUUCAUUGACCAUAACACAAAGACAACAUCAUGGCUGGAUCCACGACUUGCGAAAAAGGCUAAACCUCCUGAAGAGUGCAAAGAAAAUGAGCUUCCAUAUGGCUGGGAGAAAAUUGAUGAUCCCAUUUAUGGCACUUAUUAUGUUGACCACAUAAAUAGAAGAACACAGUUUGAAAAUCCUGUCCUAGAAGCAAAAAGGAAGCUACAGCAGCAUAACAUGCCCAACGCAGAACUUGGAACAAAGCCUUUGCAGGCCCCAGGUUUCCGAGAAAAACCACUCUUCACCCGUGAUGCAUCACAACUGAAGGGAAUUUUCCUCAGCACAACUCUCAAGAAGAGCAACAUGGGCUUUGGAUUUACCAUCAUUGGUGGUGAUGAGCCAGAUGAGUUUCUACAGGUGAAGAGUGUAAUUCCUGAUGGGCCUGCAGCACAGGAUGGCAAAAUGGAAACAGGUGAUGUCAUUGUCUAUAUUAAUGAAGUUUGUGUCCUUGGGCAUACUCACGCAGAUGUAGUCAAACUCUUCCAGUCAGUUCCUAUUGGUCAGAGUGUCAACCUGGUGCUAUGUCGUGGAUACCCUUUGCCCUUUGAUCCUGAAGAUCCUGCCAACAGCAUGGUGCCACCACUUGCAGUAAUGGAGAGGCCUCCGGUAGUGGUAAAUGGAAGACAUAACUAUGAAACUUAUUUGGAAUACAUUUCUAGGACCUCUCAAUCUGUUCCAGAUGUAACAGAUCGACCACCACAUCCCUUGCACUCCAUUCCAGCAGAUAGUCAGCUUGAUAGCACAUUCCCACCACCUGUUCAUGAUGAUAAUGUAUCAAUGGCUUCUUCUGGGGCCACCCAAGCUGAACUCAUGACCUUAACCAUUGUGAAAGGGGCCCAGGGCUUUGGCUUCACUAUAGCAGACAGUCCUACAGGACAGAGGGUGAAGCAAAUUCUAGACAUUCAGGGAUGUCCUGGUUUGUGUGAAGGUGACCUCAUUGUUGAGAUCAACCAGCAGAAUGUACAGAACCUGAGCCAUGCAGAAGUAGUGGAUAUACUUAAAGAAUGUCCUGUUGGAAGUGAAACUUCUUUGAUUAUCCAUAGAGGAGGUUUCUUUUCUCCAUGGAAAACUCCAAAGCCUAUGAUGGAGCGAUGGGAGAAUCAAGGCAGCCCUCAGACCAGUUUAUCUGCUCCAGCUAUACCACAGAGUAUUCCCUUUCCACCCACCCUUCACAGGAGUUCGUUUCCUGAUUCAACAGAGGCCUUUGAUCCAAGAAAACCCGACCCAUAUGAGCUAUAUGAGAAGUCAAGAGCUAUUUAUGAAAGUAGGCAGCAAGUGCCGCCCAGGACUGGUUUUCGAGUGGAUUCCUCUGGUCCAGAUUACAAGGAGCUGGAUGUUCAUCUUCGGAGGAUGGAGUCUGGAUUUGGCUUCAGAAUCCUUGGAGGAGAUGAACCUGGACAACCUAUUCUGAUUGGAGCAGUAAUUGCAAUGGGCUCUGCAGACAGAGAUGGUCGUCUACAUCCUGGUGAUGAGUUGGUGUAUGUAGAUGGGAUCCCAGUGGCUGGCAAAACCCACCGAUAUGUGAUUGAUCUCAUGCAUAAUGCAGCCCGAAAUGGGCAAGUGAAUCUUACUGUGAGAAGAAAGGUGCUAUCUAUAGGAGACCCUUGCCCAGAAAAUGGCAGAAGUCCAGGUUCAGUGUCUACACACCACAGUUCUCCUAGAAGUGACUAUGCUGCUUAUGCUAACAGUAAUCAUGCUGCAUCUAGUAGUAAUGCUACACCACCAGAGGGCUUUACUUCACACAGCUUACAAACCAGUGACGUUGUCAUCCACCGGAAAGAGAAUGAAGGGUUUGGCUUUGUUAUCAUCAGCUCUUUGAACAGGCCUGAAUCUGGAUCUACAAUAACUGUACCCCAUAAAAUAGGGAGGAUAAUUGAUGGAAGUCCUGCUGAUCGCUGUACGAAACUAAAAGUCGGAGACCGGAUCUUAGCUGUGAAUGGCCAGUCUAUUAUUAACAUGCCUCAUGCAGACAUUGUGAAGCUAAUUAAAGAUGCAGGUCUUAGUGUAACACUUCGCAUCAUUCCUCAGGAGGAGCUGAACAGUCCAGCUUCAGCACCAAGCUCAGAGAAACAGAGCCCAAUGGCACAGCAACACAGCCCCAUGGCUCAGCAGAGCCCUGUAGCACACCACAGUCCCGUAGUACAGCCACCACCUCCACAACCUCUCCAGUUACAAGGACAUGAAAACAGUUAUAGGUCAGAAGUAAAAGCAAGACAGGAUGUGAAACCCGACAUCCGACAACCUCCAUUUACUGACUACAGGCAGCCUUCAGCGGACUAUAGACAGCCUCCAUUAGACUACAGGCAUCCUCCAGUAGUGGAUUACCAGCAGCCACCACCUCUGGACUACAGGCAGCCACCUUUAAUAGAUUACAGACAACAUUCUCCUGACACCAGGCAAUAUCCUCUGUCAGAUUACAGGCAGCCCCAGGAUUUUGAUUAUUUCACUGUUGACAUGGAGAAGGGAGCCAAAGGGUUUGGAUUUAGUAUUCGAGGAGGAAGAGAAUACAAAAUGGAUUUGUAUGUGCUGAGGUUAGCAGAAGAUGGGCCAGCGAUAAGAAAUGGAAGGAUGAGGGUGGGGGAUCAAAUAAUUGAAAUCAAUGGGGAAAGUACACGGGACAUGACACAUGCCAGAGCAAUAGAGCUAAUCAAGUCUGGUGGCAGGAGAGUGCGGCUUUUGUUAAAGCGCGGAACAGGCCAGGUUCCGGAAUAUGACGAACCAAACUCCUGGAGUUCUCUCUCUGCCACCUCCCCAGGUCUGCCGGAAAUAGCUAUUUCCCUCGAUGACAUAAUUUCACCAUUAUCUUCAUCACAUCUAGCCCCACUCUCUGACCCUUCUCACCAGAUAAACCCAGAACCAAGAUGGGAUAUCAAGAGGGAACAUGAUGUAAGAAAACCAAAGGAGCUUUCGUCAAAUGGCCACAAAAAGAAAAGGUUAGGAGAGCAAAGAGAAAGGUCAGCAAGUCCUAAAAAGGUAGACAGGACAAAGCAUGAAGAGGCUUCUAGGAAAGGAUACUCAGAAGGCAAAAAAAAGACCACUGGUGGUGGCAGGCCCACCUCCGAAAGUAAGGCAGUGGGACAGAGUGUUACGAUCGAGGCUGGAGCAAGAGAGCAUGUAUGUGCCGGAAUCAGUGACGAACAUCUUGGGAGAUCCAAGAAGCCAGAAAGCAAGAAAGAUGGAUUUCUCAGUAUGAAAGAAGAUUACAGAUCUGGAAAUACCACUGAGAAGAAAUCAGCUGCAGCUUCUGAACAUGUCAAGCUUGAUUUAGUUGGUGCUACAAAGACGUACAGUAGCAAUAGCUGCAGCUCACAUGGAAGUGAUAUGGACCAGAACAAGAGGGACCCUGAUGGGAAACCCAGUGAGUUCCCCAGGAAGGGACAUCUCCAUUCCAUUAACACGCGCAGCAUCAACAAUACAGUUCGGAAGGCAACUGUCUCACCAGGCCCAUGGAAAAUUCCUGGCUCGGAUAAGCUACCUAGUGUACUAAAGUCUGGCACGUCUGCCAUGAGCAGAUAA